GGCGCCCUUAGCAUUGGCCUAUGCUGCCUAUGCCACGGACCGGCCCUGACACACCGCGCCCUGUUCGCUGCCAGCUGUGAGAACAGAAAGUGAAAGACACUGUUUAGGGACAUAGCCAGACUUUCAUUUCGGUGUCUGAGUAAGGGAAUGGACAUUUCGUGAAACAACUUAAAGUUUUCAUCGAAAUCGCAAAUGAAUUGAUUGAUUGAUUGUUAUCGAUCGUUUGUCUGUUUGAUCGGCGGUUUUAUUUUACAGUGUGGUUUCGUCUUGGCAUGGAAAAUGAACAGCAGUUGGACUAUUUGCAGGUGGCUUCAGGCUGUGGGAAUCAUUAUAAGUGGCAGCUGUCAUUUGGACAAGAGUGGCUGACCAUUGAUAAUGACCAUGUGAUUGAGACCCAUUACUGCCAACCUGGGGCUAAAGGAAUCACCAUCAAUACCAGCAAUGGCCAGGUGUUCAUAGACUUUGAUACGUUACAAACAACGAAAACGGGUGUGCAGGUUAGAAGACUCAGCUUCCUACCUCAGGGCCAGAGGGAGGAGGUGGCCUGGUACUUCAGAGAUGACAGCCUGUGGCGUGAAUAUGGAUCUCAGGGCUCCGGCAUGUUGGCCUCAUCAGUCAGCAGUCGAGAUGUUGAGGAUCAGUACACUCUCAGCCCUCAGGGAGCCUUUGUAUUCAUGGUGGGCUUUACAAACUACAGCCUCAACUUUUCCACCAUGACCCAAACAAACUAUAUCACAGGUUUAAGCAGAAAUGUACGCAGACGUCCAAAAUUCACUUCCAGCACAGUGAGCCCUAACUCAGUUCCAUCCAUGGCUUCUUCAUCCCAGCAUGCUGUUGGUGGUUACAAGUGGGAGUUCAUGGGAAAUGAGGGUGAAUGGACAGAAUACCAAGCACAUUUAUGUUCAUUUGACAGCCCUGCUAUCGAGAGUCAAUACCAGCUGAACCCUCAGGGACAGCUGAACUUCAAUACCAGUUAUUUCUCGUACACGCUGGAUUUCUCAAGAAUGUGUCAAGUCAAUAACCGUAUCGGGACUACAAGAGCAGUGAGGAGGACUUUCAUCAAUGGGAGUCAACAAAGCAGCAGUUUGAGCUCAACGCCGCGAUGGCAAUUCCUAGAUAUCGGUGGAAUAUGGAGAGACUAUUCUAGUAGCAAGUGCACCAUUUCCAGUCAGGACAUUGAGCUCCAGUACCAACAGAACCCAACUGGUACUAUGAGAUUCAACACUCCGAGCUUCACAUAUGAGCUGAACUUCUCAGCCAUGACUCAGAAAAACCUGGCCACAAACACCACCAGACGAGUGCAACGAAUUUAACCAGUGACUGUGGGACGACAGAUUUGGAUGCCGGAGGUGACGUCCACAUUGGUUCUGCCAGUUACAUCCCUGCCCGUCUCAGGUCGUCUCUCAUGUUGGAAUGAUUCACUGCCGUUUUUUUCACAAGCUGCCACCUCUUUGGUGUGUGGAUGACUUCACACAACUACAUGGGAUAUUUAAUAUUGUAUAAGAUAUGAAGGAAGAUGUAAUAUGCUUCAUAUGAAUAGAGUCUAUGAGAAGAGUGCACUUUGUCCUUUUCUGAAACAUCAGCACUUGAAUAUUGAAUAUAUAAAUGUUUUUACAAAGACUUUAACCUAAAAUCAAAAGGAUGUUACUAUUGUUUCUAAUGAUCCCGCCUUAUUUUAUGCUUAGACCUUAAAUUGUUCAUGAAUACUGCCUUGUAAUAAGGGUGAAAGUUUACCUUUUGAGAAGAUACUUAACAUGAAACCAAAGGAAAAUGAUUUUUUCUUCUAUGCAAUGUUAAACUGUGCAUGUAAAUCUUAAAUUAUUAAUACUGAAUACUGCUGUUUCAGCUUCAUUUUUACUUCCUAAAGUUACCUGUACUCUAGUAUCUGAAGUAUGGUUUGAAAGCCAUCAUACAAAUAACAAUCACCCUUUGUGAAUAUCGGAUUGUGCACUUUCCUUUACUGUGUAUGUACAGAUUUUCAGUGAACCACCUUAACACAUAAAACAAGGCCCACACUAUACAUAUAUAUGACUGCAGUAGUAUACAAGUAAUGCUGUAGAAGAAUAAGCUUUAGUUUUCAGUUUUGGGGUUCUGCCAGGAUAUGUGACACAGGCUCCAAAGGUCAAACCCGCUAUGUGAUAAAAUCAAAACUGCCACAUACAAUAAACUCAAUCCAAAAAUGAAAAAGAUCCAAUCACAGAAACGUUUGUAGUCAUGUAUGGUAAAAUGUGGGAAUAAACAGAACCUCAGGACCCAAAUAAUGCUGCCAAACUGACAGAAAGCCUGCCAGGUAUGGGUGACAAUAUUAUACAGAACAAACAAUCCAGUAAAAAUGUUACACUUCAGAAUGUUAACAAUCAUGAUCCAUCUAAAAACCCCAAAAUGGUGUAAAUUGCUUCAAAAAUGUUUAGCAGAUUAGAAAAUCUGGCAGGCCUUUUAUUGUAGGUCAACGGAAAGAAGGUAUGGACACAAGCUGAAAGCUGCUUGAGACAAACAGUGUGCACCUUCAACAACCAGUAAGGAUUAUUGCACACGACUCAUCUAAGGCCUCUUAACCUUUAUGACAACAGUGCAGUCCAUUUUUAUAUCACUAUAAAUUUACAGUUCAUAUGUUGCCAGUACAAUCCUCUAACAGUGGAAAAGUGCUGAAAUCAAAAUAUAUAGUACAAACUCAACAGGAAUGGUUUGAGCUGCUUAAAAAUCUCAUCACUGCAAAUCCAGCUGGAUGUGUGAAAUAAAAUGCACUGGUCACUAGAAUCAUUAGGAAUCAUCAUUAGAAAAAAAUGCUAAAAUCAGACUUUAGUUCCUUUGU
Molecule: messenger RNA, 2812 nt
Organism: Monopterus albus (swamp eel)
Lineage: Eukaryota; Metazoa; Chordata; Actinopteri; Synbranchiformes; Synbranchidae
Exons: 12
Coding region: 273-1313 (346 amino acids)
Cellular component (GO): nucleus
Molecular function (GO): zinc ion binding; NAD+ poly-ADP-ribosyltransferase activity
Source: RefSeq, a predicted model, not a curated record